GGGCUCGAACCCGGACCGCUCGAUCCGGAGACGAGCGCAAUACCAUGAGGCCACCGCGCCUUCCACAACAUACCCGACUACUCACACAUAAUGCCAGCUCUCUACGAACUUUAUUGGCGUCUCAUUACUUAUCGAAUUAAGUAAAUUCUUACCUUUAAAUCAAUUUACGGACUAGCGCCAUCUUAUCUUAGUGACGUCCGCUAAAAGUUAAGCAAAAGAGCUCAUAGUCCUUACGCUCUAAAAUAGCCUGCUGUUAGAAAUUCCACGGGAGAGCCCACGGGAGACAAUGGGCCCAACACGUGGCGGCAGGUCUUUUAAUUACUUAAUUUUGCUGCACCGGCUCCAUGGAGCGGCCUCCCGGCUAACCUGCGUGUUGUCACACGACUUAUUUCUGUUUCGGGUUGGCAUUUUAAUGUAUAUUUGAUGCAUUUCUUGUUUAUUUCCUAUUUAUUAAUAAGUUUUUUUUUAUUAUUAUUGGUUAGUCUUCAAAUAAUUUACUGUGAAAAGCGCUAUAAAAAUUACUAAGUUAUUUAUUAAUUAAUAUUAUUAAAAUUUAAAAGCAAUAAGAGACAUCAAUUUUCAAUGUCACUCAAAGCCCUAAAUGUGAGUAAAUUAAAAUCCCUGACUUGGUGAAAUGAAAACCCGCGGAGUCAUUCUUGUCGUUGGCUUCUCUUUCCUUCUUUUCAUGUUUGUUUAUUUAUUUUUUUUUGUUUAACUGCAAGGUUCAAGUAAUAUUUCACGAACCACUCCUCCCAUUGGUCAAUUUGCCAUCUAAAUCACCGCAUUCGCAACGUGACGUUGACUUCAGGAAAACAUCGCCCUUUGUUACCGGUUGGCUAAGAUGUUGUUUCCGCUAACUGGUAACCUUAGCUACUAUUGUUUUCGUGACGUAUGUUAUGCUUGGUGAAACACACUGCCAGUGAGUAAUUAUCACGUACUUUGCAUGACGCUGAACUGAAAAUGGAGGAAUAAGGAAUAGUUGAGCACAUAUCACACUUAAAAUGUCCGACCGAGAUAUGGGCGACUCGGAUUCCAACGCGACAAAUUCGACGGUAAACGUUCGCGCUGGGGGAUAUCGUAGUCUUAUAUCGCGAAUACGACAGAGUCCAAUGGUUCAAACCAAAAGACCUCAAUCAGGAGGACGACUCCAGCUUCAAGAUGAGUCACUUCGGUUAGGCUUGAAAAUGGUUCCCUUACAGGAUGGAAACAUCGCCUUUCAUCGCGCGGCAGCAAGUGGAAAUUCCGAAGAAGUGCGGAAAGUUCUGGCGGAGAAAAAAUACGACUUGGACGCGUUGGACGAGUACGGUUUCACGGCACUGCACUAUGCAGCUCAGUACAACAAAGUUUUCAUCGUCAACAUGCUUCUUGAUUUCGGUGCUAGAGUGGCUGUUGUAGGCAUAGAUGGAUCAACUCCCCUUCAUCUUGCCGCGAGGUUCAACUCCAUGGAUGCCCUUCUGUCGUUGAUUGGAUCAGGAACUAAAGUUAACGUUGCAAACAGCUUGACUGGGUCGACAGCUUUACACGAGGCCGCGGCGUUUGGAAACAAAGAAAUCGUUGAGCACCUCCUUAAGAACGUUAAUGCCGAUGCAAACGCGUCAGACUUCAAAGCCGUGACUCCUCUUAUGCAUGCCAGUGGUGCAGGUUACAGCAUCAUCUGUCUACUUUUGCUGCAGUAUGGGGCCACGAUUGAUAUGUGUUCCGCGGAGGGAAUGACGGUGCUUCAUUUUGCUGCAACCAAUAGAGAUUCGUACGUCACACAACAGAUAGUGGAAGCAGCAAUCCGUUAUUACUUCAAAAAAGAGCCCUCUGCUGUUUCAAAGCCAGAGAGCAGCCCAGACUUCAAACAGUUCAUCAACAGAUGUGACUUGGAUGGCAGUACGGCACUUCAUCUCGCCGUACAAACGGGCUCCAAGGAAGUGUCCCAGGUCCUUAUUCAAUAUGGUGCUGAUAUGAACUGUCAAAACAAGAGCUCGCAGACACCAAUAUACUUGGCAGCGGUCGGAGGACACCAGGAGGUGUUAAAAAUGCUGAUUUCAAAAGGUGGAAAUGUGAAUGCAAUAGACAGCCUACAGAAAACAGCUCUGCACAGUGCCGCUGCUUUGGGAUCCGUGAGAUGCAUCGAAAUUCUCCACGAAAAUGGCGCAGAAAUUGACGCUAGAGAUCAGAAUGGCCAAACGCCUUUUCACCAAGCGGUUGCCGCUGGACAGUCUGACUGCGUCAAAUUGUUCAUAUCCUUUGGAGCCAAGCUUUCAGCACAAGAUAAUCGCCUGCGUUGUUGUUUACAUCUUGCCGUGGAACAUGGCAGAGAAGAGACUCUUAGCAUGCUGCUAAGCGAGACUGGGUCCGACUUGGUCAACAUACCUGAUCACAAGCAGCGGACGUCUCUUCAUUACGCUUCUCGCGCUGAAAACCCGAAGUUAUUAGAAUUGCUACUUGAUACCAAAGUCAAUGGAUGUGUUCGAGACGUAAAGCACAAAACACCGCUUCAUGUAGCCGCUGACCGAGGUACCGCUCGGCAGGUUAAGGCUCUCACCCAGGCUGCGCCUUCUUGUGUUUGGCUGCGAGAUGACCAGCGGAGAACUCCAUUACAUUACGCUGUCAUUAGCAUGAAAAGAAAAUCCUGCGUCAUACUCUUGGAGAUGGGUGCCGAUAUUAACAGCCCUGAUAUCGUGGGCUGGACGCCCCUGUUAUGGGCUGCUAAGGCAGGAAACUUGGGCGUCGCGGAACUUCUUCUCGAGAGAGGCGUGCUCACAGAUCACGUGGAUAUCGAUGGUAACGCGGCACUUCAUGUAGCAGCGCACUUCAAUCAAGUAGAGACUACCAGGAUUCUGAUGAAUUAUGGGGCAAGCUUGCUGCUACUCAACAAACGUGAAAUGACAUGCCUUGACGUUGCUAUGGAAGCGCAGAAUAAUGAAGUGGUGAUGGUUAUUGUCAAACAUCAAAGGUGGCGUGAAGCUCUAACAGCUACGAGUGUCAAACCUAAUCCAAUGGGAAGGUUAAUCGAACAUUUUCCAGAUGCUGCCCAUGUUGUCAUGGAUCGGUGCAUCCAAAGAUCACUUUCUGAGCGCUCCAUCAAGUAUGAUUUCACCCUCCUAGAUCCAGGUCCCGACGACCAAAGUGGCGCAAAAGCGGAACGUUUCCUGGGCCUGUCGACCAUGGUGAAACAUAAACAACAGCUUCUCCUGACUCACGCGCUCUCUCGUAAGCUGAUGGUGUUGAAGUGGAGGAAGUUCGGCUGGUUUGUCUACGGAGGAAAUCUCUUUCUUUAUUCAGUUUUUCUCGUAUUUCUGACGAUUUUUGUCCUGACGGAGAGAGACACGCUUUCUUUCCCAGAGCCUCCAGAGCCUGGCGAAAAACCAGAAAUCGAAGAUGACUUCUUCCAAGAGAGAAAUAGUUUCAACCAGGCUGUGCCCUACAUCGUCAUUGCAUUCGCAAUCUUACACCUUGCAAAAGAGCUUUAUCAAAUUUACUCGCAGAGGUUUCGUUACUUCACAGAGUGGUCCAACGCCUUGGAAUGGACGUUGUACAUUACUGCAUUAUUGUUCGUUUUGCCCUACAUUUCUGACGACACUUCUCUCAGACAUGAGUACGAUAUUUACUGGCAGAUGGGAACGUUUUCUAUCUUUUUUGGCUACAUCAACCUAAUCCUAAUCAUAGAGCCACUUAAGUACUUUGGUUUGUAUGUGACCAUGUUCCUCGAAGUAAUGAAGACCGUGCUAAAGGUUUUGUGUUUGUUCGUGAUGUUCACCUUGGCCUUUUCGAUGGCGUUUUUCAUUUUGUUGAAAGAACAGGCUUCAUUUGCGACGAUAGGUAAGACAUUUAUGAAGGUGACUGCGAUGACAACAGGAGAAAUUGAAUACGCUGCAACUGUUAUUGACCAACUGAACAAUACCGUGCCUGGGACGUCGGGCAAAGGUGGUAUACCCCUCGUGCCUUUUGAAGAUUCGACUUAUUUGUUCUACUACUUGUUUAUAUUGGUGAUGCCGAUAGCCCUCGUUAACUUAUUGGUAAGCCGCGAUUCUCUUAAUUGUUCCCGUUUGAAACUUAACAGCAAGGUAUCAUUUAGAGGCUUGGGUCGCUAUGAGUUUAACUCAUAGUUGAGAGUUAAUAUCAAUUGAGAAAAAUCUGAGACUUCCAAAAUUUGCUGAUAGGAGAAAAACUGACUGACACACAGACAGACAGACAGACAGAUAGAUAGAUAGCUGAGAAAUCCCCUAAAA
This is a messenger RNA of Orbicella faveolata, 4220 nucleotides long. Its product is annotated as transient receptor potential cation channel subfamily A member 1-like. The record is from RefSeq and is a predicted model, not a curated record. Gene Ontology annotation, biological process: monoatomic ion transmembrane transport. Gene Ontology annotation, molecular function: monoatomic ion channel activity; protein binding. NCBI's taxonomy places the organism in Eukaryota, Metazoa, Cnidaria, Anthozoa, Scleractinia, Merulinidae. Gene Ontology annotation, cellular component: transmembrane transporter complex; membrane.